Messenger RNA from Lachancea thermotolerans CBS 6340, 741 nucleotides. It is a transcript of the gene MRX3, whose product is annotated as Mrx3p. Lineage: Eukaryota; Fungi; Ascomycota; Saccharomycetes; Saccharomycetales; Saccharomycetaceae. Bases 1 to 741 code for a protein of 246 amino acids. The record is from RefSeq and is a predicted model, not a curated record. The transcript has a single exon.
AUGUCUCGUCCCUUCCUCGCCCGCUACAUCGCCGUGCCCGCCGCGGGCUUCGCGCUCGGCUUCGCGACCUUCCUGCGGGCCUGGCCCACGCCCCACGCCGGCGACGACGGCCCCGACAACGAAACGCUCCAGUCCGCCACGCUCAAGCGCCCCGCCGAGCAGCAGCGCCUCGACAUCCUCGAGCACCUCCAGCAGCAUCGCAUCUACGCAGACCUCAUCCGCCGCGACAACAUCCAGCAGUGGUCGCAGAGCGAGAGGAUCACGCGCCCGCACCGCGACUACCACGUCGGCCAGGGCCUGCUGUACGGGCCCGGCAGCCUCGAGAUCGACCCGCUGGUGCUGCACGACCCGGACGCGCAGGAGCUCGUCGUGUUCUACCACCUGGGCCGCAACCUGGCCAACGAAAAGGGCGCCGUCCACAAGGGUGUCAUCUCGCUGCUGCUGGACGAGGCCCUGUGCUACUGCGGCUUCCCGUCGCUACCCAGCAAGUCCGGCGUGACCGCGCGGCUCGACCUACAGUUCCACCAGGACGUCCCCACGGACUGCACCGUCGUGCUCAAGGCCCGCGUCCAGGAGGCCCGCGGCCGCAAGUGCAUCAUCACGGGCUCGCUCCACACGCUGCCCUCGCGGCCCUGGUACAGGCCCUUCGGCGGCGAGUCCUCGAAGACGCUGGCCACAGCCACCUGCGUGCUGGUCGAGCCCAAGUGGUUCAAGUACGUGAAGUGGCUCAACGCGAUCUGA